Messenger RNA from Ctenopharyngodon idella (grass carp), 5053 nucleotides. It is a transcript of the gene arhgap42b, whose product is annotated as rho GTPase-activating protein 42. Gene Ontology annotation, molecular function: GTPase activator activity; protein binding. Gene Ontology annotation, biological process: signal transduction. The record is from RefSeq and is a predicted model, not a curated record. NCBI's taxonomy places the organism in Eukaryota, Metazoa, Chordata, Actinopteri, Cypriniformes, Xenocyprididae. Gene Ontology annotation, cellular component: cytoplasm.
UGACUCCAGAAGUUUGGCUUGAUGAAAGUUCAGAGCGCGGAAGUGAAGAGAAACUUUCGCAUGAAUCUCUGCAAGAGAGCGACUCUUCCCGCGUUUGAGUGUGGAUGAUGAUGAUGAUGAUGUUGACACGGAUCCGCCAGUGUGUCUGAGGAAAUACUGAGUUGCUUUGUGAGGCUUUAUUUCAGGUCUGAUUAUGGGGUUGCCGACUUUAGAGUUCAGUGACUCUUUUGUAGACAGUCCGGACUUUAGAGAGAGACUCAAAUGUCACGAAAUCGAGCUGGAUCUUACCAACAAGUUCAUCAAAGAGCUGAUUAAAGAUGGACACCAGCUGAUCUGCGCGCUCAAGAGCCUCUCGGUAGCCGUGCAGAAGUUCUCCCAGUCUUUACAGGAGUUCCAGUUUGAGUGCAUUGGUGAUGCAGAAACGGAUGAUGAGGUGAACAUCGCUCAGUCCUUCAAAGAGUUUUCCCAACUGCUGAACACCAUGGAAGAGGAGAGAAGACGGCUGAUACAGAAUGCGGAUGAUGUUCUAAUCACACCCUUGGAGAGAUUCCGGAAAGAGCAGAUCGGAGCAGCCAAGGAGGGGAAGAAGAAAUUUGAUAAGGAGACGGAAAAGUACUAUUCCACACUGGAAAAACAUCUCAACCUGUCAUCCAGAAAAAAGGAAUCCGCUCUCCAAGAGGCUGACGCUCAGAUUGAUAAGGAAAGACAACUCUUUUAUGACGCCUCGCUAGAAUACGUCUUCAAAAUCCAGGAGGUUCAAGAGAAGAAGAAAUUUGAAUUUGUUGAGCCGCUCUUGGCCUUCCUACAGGGUCUGUUCACAUUCUACCACGAGGGUUAUGAGCUGGCCCAUGAGUUUGAGCCCUACAAACAGCAGCUACAGUUUAACCUGCAGAAUACAAGAAACAACUUUUUGAGCACCAAGCAGGAAGUAGAAAUGCUGAUGAAGAGAGUUCGAUCUGCAGAUCAAGACCAGAAGCCCCCGGGCCAGUGGACUAUGGAGGGAUACCUCUAUGUCCAGGAGAAACGGCCUUUGGGCUGCACAUGGACACGGCAUUAUUGUACAUAUGAGAAAGAUAGCAAGACCUUCAGCAUGUGCAACACAGAGGCGAAGCCCACGGCUAAACAGAAUGGUGUCAUGUCAAAUCCCCCAGAGAAGUUCAGACUGAAGUCCUGUAUUAGGAGGAAGACUGACUCGAUUGAUAAACGCUUCUGUUUUGAUGUCGAGGUGGUUGAAAGGCAUGGCAUUAUCACGCUACAAGCACUGUCGGAGUCCAACAGGAGACUCUGGCUGGAAGCUAUGGAUGGCAAAGAGCCGAUCUACAAUCUUCCUGCUAUUCUGAGCAAGAAAGAGGAGACGUAUUUAAACGAGGCUGGCUUUAAUUUUGUGAGGAAGUGUAUACAGCUGGUGGAGAUGAGAGGGCUCAACACUAUGGGUUUGUACAGAGUCGGUGGAAUAAACUCAAAAGUGCAGAAGCUCAUGAUCACAGUCUUCUCACCCAAAGCAGCAUCAGAUAUGGAUCUGGACCCAGACACAUGGGACAACAAGACUAUCACCAGCGGCCUCAAGAAUUACCUCAGGUGUCUGUCUGAGCCGCUCAUGACAUACAAGCUCCACUCUGACUUCCUCAUGGCUGUCAAAUCUGAUGAUCAGAACUACAGAGUGUGUGCAGUUCAUGCGCUGGUGCAUAAACUACCUGACAAAAACAAAGAAAUGCUGGAGAUAUUAAUCAAACAUCUACUCAAUGUGUCCACUCACAGUGAGAGUAACAUGAUGACGGUGUCCAAUCUGGGAGUGAUCUUCGGCCCUACGCUCAUGCGCUCACAAGAGGAAACCGUUGCCGCCAUGAUGAAUAUCAAAUUUCAAAACGUUGUGGUAGAAAUUCUCAUUGAAAAUUUUGAAAAGAUAUUUCAUCAAGCGCCGGACCCUAAUGUUCCCCUGCCGCAGCCUCAGUCUCGGCCGGGGUCUCGCAGGAGCAGAGCCAUCUGCCUCUCAUCUGGACCGCGCAAACCCAAGAGCCUCUACACACCCCCAAUGUGCCUGGCCGACGCGGACAGCGAUACGUUCAGCAGUAGUUCAGGCAGCACUCCAAUCGGCAGCAUGGACUCCCUCUCCUCCCACUCCUCAGAGCAGAACAGCUCCUCCAAAACCUGCUCCUCUCCACAGCCCAAAGACAAGCCCCCCUUCCCCGGCCUGCGCCAGACCCCUUCCUCCCUGUCCUCCAGCGAGCCGCAGGGCCCCACCUGCACCAGCAGUCCAGACUCCAGCUCCAAAGAGGACACGGCCCGUGUGGAAUGGGACUCCUGUGGUGUGAAUUCGGCUGCCAGAUCUUCACCAGCACCCACAAAGGCUCCUCACUUAGCAGGAAUCAGAUCAGCACAGCUUAACCGCUCCAACGCCCCAUCUCUAAGAUCUUUACACAUCAUAGAAGGUCUUAAGAGCUCUGUGGGGUCUGUACAGAGUCUAGCAUGUGUGGAGCAUAAAGACGGCACCAGACCCGCCACCUACCAUGAUCUGCCACCUAAAACGAUCCUGCGUCGAAAGCUGGACAACAGCAGCUCUACAAACGGCUAUCAGAGACCAGGAUCGGUGGUGGCUGCCAGAGCAUUGCUUUUUGAGAACCCAUCAGCUUUAAAACCUCCUCCAUUGGGAAGAGAUGCCAAAGCCAUAUAUUCCUGUGAAGCUGAACACAGCAAUGAGCUGAGUUUCCCACAGGGGGCUCACUUCUCCAACGUGUAUCCUUCAGUGGAACCAGGCUGGCUCCAGGCAACAUUUGAGGGCAAAACAGGACUCAUUCCUGAAAAUUAUGUGGUGUUCCUCUGACAGCGUCCAACCAGUAGAGGCCAAGCAUUUCAUGGUAUCCAUGGUAACAUGAAUUUUAGACCAAGAGCUUAAAGUAUAUAUCAAACAUUAAAUGAUGUGUAAGUGAACUGUAUGGAUUAAUCAAUAUGACACUGAAUAUUAAGAAAUAAUGUACGGUACACAAACCUCAAUGAUACAGCACAAGAGUGAUUAAAGCCUGAAUCUCAGCUGUUAUUCUAGAUAAAGAUUUUGCUGAGGCUGAAAUGUUGAAAUGGACAUGAUGUGCUAAACUGAAAUCAUUGAGUGUAGAUACACAAAUUUACAUACACUGAGGUCAGGAGGUGCGAUGUACAGCACUAAAUGGUCUUUUUAGGUCUACUGUGUGGUGGAAUACUGCAAUGAACUUUCAGCUUAUAGAUCUAAGAGACAGGCUUUCUUUUAUAUUAGCUUAAUUCUAAUUGUUUUGAAAUUAAGGGAAAGAAUGUUAAACCUCACCAUUAAUUUUUUGAGCUGUGAAUCAUUGUCAUAUUUAAGUCAAUUCAGCAAAAUGUGCUGUGUGUGUGGUUUAUCAUUAUAAAAUGACUUACUUUUAAAUCUUCAAAAGUCUGAGACCACAUUUUUAGGAUUUUGAACAUUUUUAACAAAGAGAAACUAUAAGAAAAUGAACACAAAAUAUCUCAGAUCCUGCAUUAUUUCCAGAUUACUAGUCGAUUAAGUAAAUUUGUGAUCUUGACCAUGUGGUCAAACACUGAAACUCGAGAUUUUCUUUUGGAACAUUUUCAAAUCAUGCCAGAGAAUGUGAUCAUAAGGUUUUAUGUAGCUCAAGUGCUGUGGACAUAAGUUCAGGAAUUUCCUUUUCAGUUAUAUAUUCAUAUACAUUUAUCAUAUUAUGCUGUUUAUAUAUUUUUUGAAAAUAUAAAGGAAUAAAAAAAUGCUAAAUAUUUAGUCUCAGACUUUUGGAUCCCACUGUGUUAUUGACAGAUAGAAUUCUACAUGCAGUACAGAAAUCAGCCAUUCAAGCACAAAGUUUUGAUGGAAAAUUUGAGAACUUUCCAAUUCUGUGCUGAAAUAUCAGCAUCUUUGGCACACUGCUUAUUUAAUCGCAUUAGAAGAACGGAACUAAGUGUUCUAGUUAUUUAUAACUGAAAUAUCUAAUAUUUUCUACUUACAAUACAUACAAAAUUAUUCCUAUUCCUGAAAAGUCUGGAAACCACUGGCUUGGCAUAGCAGUGAAUGAUGCCUCAGUUUUGCAUCCAGGUCAUGUCAGUCUUUACAAAUACUAAUGAAGCAUGUCCAGCUGUAAUAACUUCAUCAUACAAGAUGUUCUGGCCGCAUUAUUCCUUCUGAAGUUUAAAAUGACAGCAACUGUCAAUGCCAACAACACCAACACGGUACGUUGGUUAGUGAACACGUCUUAUUAUCCCCAUAAUGAAACUUGUUUUAUGAAGAUAACUGAUGAAAUGCUAGAUGAUGGAAAUUUAUAUAUGGAUGAUUAUUUUGCAAAUCAUAUAUUUUUCUUCUUAAUUCAUUUUUGGUUCUGUCAAUAAAUUUGUUUACAAAAUGAGACCCACUUCUUGUCUUUCAUUUAAGAAAAGAUGCACAAGCUAAAUCAUCAGAAGUAAAUCUCAGACAUUAGUGACUUCUUUCCAAAAGACUUCUGACGCCAUUUCUCCUCAGAUCUCUGCAGAAAAGGAGGCGAUUGCCAAGAUCCCAGUGUUCUUUCCCAAUUAAACACAUGAGAAUGCUCCGUGCCCUUGACUGCUGAUGCUGAACCGAUACUCCCUUCAGAUAGGCCAUCAAGGUCACAGGGAGGAAAUUACAGGAGCUCCAAGAAAUGUUUUUCUCAUUUAUGUUGUUGCCUUCCGAUAAAACAUUUAAUAUUCUGCUUUAAAAAACAAACCAGUCUGGAUCAAAUUUUAGAGUGUUCCUUUACACAUACAUUGUGAUCUCUCACCCAAUGUACAAUUGAGCUCUUUGUCUUUCAAGCAUUGUUAUUGUAUGCAAUCAAAGUUUUUUAUUAGAUAGUUCACAUGUAUUUUUCAUUUGACGUGAAUAGAGCGGUUACUGUGUAAAUGUAAGUACAAUCAAUGGUGGCUGGCAUUGAGAGUUUAUAAAAUCUGACCAUGAAAACUGUCCUUUUGAUGCUUAUCAGAGUGAGACCGAUAAGUAUUUCCUUUUAAUCACACUUAAACAUUUUCCAGAAAAUCUAGGAUUUAAAAUAAAAAGAAAACUGAAAAAAAAAAAAAAAAAAAA